This is a messenger RNA of Neocloeon triangulifer, 1149 nucleotides long. Its product is annotated as ribokinase-like. The coding region runs from base 181 to 1119 and encodes 312 amino acids. The record is from RefSeq and is a predicted model, not a curated record. Gene Ontology annotation, biological process: D-ribose metabolic process. Gene Ontology annotation, molecular function: ribokinase activity. The transcript is spliced from 8 exons. Lineage: Eukaryota; Metazoa; Arthropoda; Insecta; Ephemeroptera; Baetidae.
CAAACAUCAAAGAUAAGGCACGUAGCAUAAAAAAUCUCCACUUUGCAAUGGUAAAUCAGAAGCAGCAGAAAUAAAAUUUUAACUCCGUUAACUUUUAAAACUUUGAGCACCCUCCUGAACUACGGAACUGAGCUUCCUUUAAUAAUUUUGCGUGUGCCCUUCCCUGAUUGAAAUAAAACAAUGAUCGAAGAAGCGCAAAUCGUAGUCGUCGGUUCCUGCAUGAUUGACUUGUCAUGCUUUGCUCCUCGACUGCCAAAUCCUGGAGAAACUCUUCAUGGUACGUCUUUCAACAUUGGACACGGAGGCAAAGGUGCAAAUCAGGCUGUGGCAGCCUCAAAAUUGGGAGCAAAAGUCGCUCUUAUUGCCAGGCUUGGUGAUGAUUUUUUUGGGAGAGAAUAUCUGAAGGCCCUACAGGAAAACAAGAUUGACAUAAAGGGAGUUAAAUUAACUGAAGGACAGCCAAGUGGAAUUGCUCAAAUUACUGUUGCUGACAAUGGUGAAAAUCAAAUUGUGAUCGUGCCAGGGGCAAACAAUCUUCUUAGCAAAGAUGACCUGGAUGAUUCCUUGCUUGAUAAGGCCAAAGUUGUGAUUUGCCAGUUGGAAACUGAUCCAAACUUGGUCACUCAAACUGCCGAUAUUGUGAGGCAAGCAAAAUCGGGAGGCUUGGUGAUUUUAAAUGCAGCUCCUGCUCGGCCGAAUUUAUCAAGUGAUAUUCUUAAAUCCUGUGACAUUCUGUGCGUCAACGAAACAGAGGCAAGCAUGAUUCUUGGUGGAGGAAACGUGAACACCAUUUUAGAAGCAAAAAAUGCUGUUGGACAGUUGUUGGAGAAAGGAUGCAAAUCAGUCAUCCUUACCCUUGGAAGUCAGGGAGCAGUUUAUGCAAGCAAUUCUGAAGUACCGAUUCAUGUUGCAGCACCUCAAGUUCAGGCUGUUGAUACAACAGGAGCUGGUGACGCUUUUAUAGGAGCUUUGGCUUAUUACCUGGCACAAAAUUCUAAAUUAACAAUGGCAGAGAUUCUAAAACGGUCGUGUGCAAUUGCAGCAAUAUCAGUUAAACAAAAGGGUACUCAGCAGAGUUUUCCAUCGAGAGAAAAUUUAGAGGCAGAUUUGUUUGAUUAAAACAAAUACAUUCAAGUUUACUUUUAAAGA